AUGCGGACUUUAUUCUUGCUUUCGUUUUGUUCGGCGUUGGCGUUCGGCCUGGAGAAUGGGCUGGCCCGAACACCGCCAAUGGGAUGGAUGUCUUGGACCAGGUUUUACUGCGAAAUCGAUUGUACAACUCACCCUUUUGGCUGCAUAAAUGAGUACCUGUACAAAAGUCAGGCGGAUCGACUGGCUCUGGAUGGAUACAAGGAUGUGGGAUAUAACAUAAUCCACAUCGACGAUUGCUGGGCCAACUGGGAAAGGGAUGAGAAUGGAAAAAUGGUCGCGAACAAAACGAGAUUCCCAAGUGGAAUGAAUGCGAUUGCUAAAUAUGUAAGGUCUUAUAUUUAUGCAUAUCAUAAAGGUUAAUACUCUAUAUUUUAGAUGCACAACCUCGGCCUGAAAUUCGGCUCGUACGGAGACUACGGUAGCAAGACUUGCGCAGGGUAUCCAGGCUCGAAAAAUUUCGAAAAAAUUGACGCCUUUACUUUUGCUGAAUGGGACGUUGACUACAUAAAAUUGGACGGAUGCUACGCUACAGAGAGAGAGUUAUACAAGGGAUUCCCUCUGUUUGGCCGCUACUUGAAGCAAACAAGACGGCCUAUCGUCUAUUCCUGCGUUUGGGCCCCUUACAUCGAGAAUAGAACGAGCAUCAAUUACGAUACGAUCGCAAGGACCUGUAAUCUUUGGAGAAAUUAUGAGGAUAUUGCCAGUUCAUGGGAAUCGUUGCACAGAAUUAUUGGGUUUUAUAUUAAAGAUCAGGACCUACUCAUCCCAAUUCAUGGCCCCGGACAUUGGAAUGAUCCUGAUAUGGUAAGCAUAGUCUUGUGUGUCGUAUAAAGUAAUGAUUUCUAGUUGAUUGUCGGCAACCCCGGAGUUUCAAUCGGUGUUGCUCGAGUUCAAAUGGCGGUUUGGUCGAUCUGGUCAGCUCCGUUGAUCAUGUCCAACGACUUGAGACUAAUAAGUGAAGAGGAAGCUGCGCUUCUCAAGAAUGAAAAAGUCAUUGCUGUAAAUCAAGAUGAACUUGGAAUUAUGGGACGCAUGGUUAAAAAGGUAGGAAAUAAGAGAGUGCUAGACUAGACAGGCCUCGAAAAUACAAAUUGAGUUUGUUUUCAGACUGACCAACUCUACUAUUUUGUCAAACCGAUGACGCCGUAUGUCAAAGGCGAGAAGAACCGGUAUUCCUAUGCCGUGGCUGUAGUUAAUUACUCCAACGCCCCUGCUGUAAGUUCAACUUUGAGUAGUGUUUUUGCUACGACUUCUACUUUUGUCAAAACGUUCCUAUUCAUAUUUUCAGACCUUCAAGUUUACCUUGGACAACUUCGGAAUCUCGGAUGCUAAAGGCUAUUCGGUUGAAGAUCUUUUCUUGCGCAAGCCUCUAGGUCACUACACAAAAGACACUGUAAUUAACGGAGCCGUUUCCCCUCAGGAUGCUUUCUUCAUCAAAGCGACGAUCGUAAUAUAA
Molecule: messenger RNA, 1456 nt
Organism: Bursaphelenchus xylophilus (pine wood nematode)
Lineage: Eukaryota; Metazoa; Nematoda; Chromadorea; Rhabditida; Aphelenchoididae
Source: the annotation of a GenBank genome assembly